GCAGGACCCCGGUCCAUAUCUGUAUGGAGAAAGGUGAUCUCGAUGUCCUUGGGAUGCUGUUGGCCGCGCCGGGCGUCGAUCUGAACGUGAAGGCGGCGAACGGGGAGUCGCCGCUGUGGAUCGCGCUCAUGAGGGGGGACCUGAGCGCGGCCGGGGAGCUGAUCCGGUGCGGGGCGGCGGUGGACCACACGCUGGUCUUCGUCUGCGCCACGAGGGGGAUGGAGGACGUCGCCCUCUUUCUCCUCCGGAAUGGGGCGCCGUGUCGAUAUGUCAGGGAGAACCCGGAGGAGAACGCCCUCGAGGUCGCGGCCGCGAGGGGGCAGGUGAGGCUGCUGGAGGAGUUGCUGAAGGGCGGGGCGGAGGCGUUCCGGGGGAAUCCCGCGGGGGAGUGUGCGCUGCAUGUGGCCAUCAGGGAGGGGCAGGAGGAUGCUGCGAACAGGAUCCUGCAGAUCGGGCUCGAUGGAUCCGAUUUGACCGCCUUCUCGGAGCAGAGCAAAAGCCUCCUCGGCCUGGCGGUGAAGAACUCCAUGUUCGCGAUCGCGGACGAGCUGGUCUCGCGGGGGGCGCGCCUGGACCCGUCGCUCGUGGAGGCCGCCCUCCGGGACAAGAACGAGAAGGCGGCACUCUACCUGAUCGAGAAAGGGGAGAGCGCGGAGGUGGUGUCGUCGGGGGCGCUGUGCCUGGCCGUGGAAGGCGGCCUCGCCGUGGCCGUGGACGCGCUCUGUCGGAAGGGGAUCCCGUUGGGGAACAUCGAGGAGCCGCUCUGGUUGAGUCUGCAGCGGGGGUUCUUCCAGGUCGCGUCGGCGCUGCUGGCGCAUAAGACGGGCGACGAGAAGGUGGCGGAGAAGCUGUUACCUCUGGCGAUCCGUGAGGGCCGGGAAGAGGCGGCGUGCUUCCUCGUCCAGCACGUGGUGGACGUGGACUCGGUGAACGGGGGCGAGUCGCCGCUGCAGCUGGCCUGCGAGAAGGGGCUGCUCGAGGUCGUGCAGAUCCUCCUGGCCUGCGGGGCCGACGUGAAUCUCACCGGUCGAGAUGGGGAGACGGCGCUUCAUAAGGCAGUGAACAUCGGGGACGGGGAUCUGGUGAAUAUCCUCAUCCAGCAUCCGGGGAUGAACUCGAACGCGAAGGACCGGCGCGGGCGGACCCCGCUGGGCCUCGCCAUUGCGGCGGGGAACAAGGACAUCGCGCAGUCCAUCGUCGAUCUUUCGCCGCACUUGCUCGAAGAGUACGAUGGUAGGGGUCGGACGCAUCUCCACGACGUCGUGGCCCGGGGCGAUCUGGCCGGGCUCCUCUUCCUCCUGGCGUUGAACGUGGACGUGAACAAGCCGACCGGAGACGCCGAGCGGCUCUUCCCGUUGCAUCUGUCCGUCAUGGCGGAGACGAAUUCCCAGACGGAGAGCAUCGUUCGGCACCUCUUGUUGGCCGGUGCCGAUCCGAACGCUCGUUCGGCGAGACACCUGACGCCGCUGCAUUUGAGUACCGGGGCACCGGGGAUCUUGGAGGCACUCUUGGACGGGGGGGCGGACGCCAUGGCCACGGACGACGAGCACGAUACCGUGCUUCAUGUUGCCAUGAAGCAGGGGAGGCUCUCGGCGAUUCGCAUUCUUCUUCGGGUUCCGGGCAUCGAUCCUUGGGCCGUGAAUCUUCGAGGGCACACUCCGCUUCACACGCUGGCCAGAUAUGGGGCGGAUAAUGCGGGGGCCAUCCUGGAUGCUCUACUCUCUUCGUUCCGCAGUUAUCCCAUCGACCAGCAGGACUUGGGUGGAAACACUGCGCUGCUGUUGGCCUACAUGCGGGGUCACGUGGGGAUCUGCAAGACGUUGGUGUCGGCAGGGGCCGCCCUCGCCACUUACAAUCGGGACGGGAUGAACAUCUUCAACUUCCAACUGCCUACCCGCAGCCUCCUCCACAGGUUGUUGGACUCGCUGACCCAGGAGCCUCCUUGGGUGGAUUCGGACUCCUGCAUGGAAUGCGGCUCGCGGUUCUCCAUCACCACUCGGAAACACCACUGUCGUCACUGCGGUCGGGUGCUGUGUCGCAAGUGCUCGGACAAGGAGGUUGCGAUCCUCAAGUUCGGGUUGCAGAAGCCGGUGCGAAUCUGUGCCGUCUGCUACAAGACGCUCACUCAGGGCAUCUGAAUCCAUCCUGUUGCUUGCUUGCUUUUUUUUUAAAUAUUCCAUGCUGCCAUUGAUUUUUAUACAGAAUAUGUAUGUGGCCGUUACGAAAGCAAUACAACCAUAUUUACGAGAC
Messenger RNA from Darwinula stevensoni, 2250 nucleotides. The record is from the annotation of a GenBank genome assembly. NCBI's taxonomy places the organism in Eukaryota, Metazoa, Arthropoda, Ostracoda, Podocopida, Darwinulidae.